AUGCCAUCCUCCUUAAUCACGUCCGCAGUCGUCCACCAAGACAGAAUGCACACUCUGGGCAAUCAGAUUGGCUACAAGGCACGCAACAUGACGAUGCUUGGACAGCCCACCAUUGAUAUCAGCCUUCAUGCAGACAGAGACCACCAAUCCAAGUUUAUCAUGAGCUACUCCUCCAUGGAUACUAUUGAUGGCACUGUAACAAUUACUGCGCAGCACGACACGCGCUUUGAGGACAUUGACAUUAGCUUUACCGGCACCAGUCAAGUAUACGUAGAUAGGAUGACGUCUACGCCGACUAUGACGGGACGGACAGAGGCGAAGCACCGGUUCUUGACUCUUAGACAGCCUAUAGACAAAUCCAUCUUCCCAGAUCCAAGAAUCUUCGAGGCGGGCAGAGCAUAUCAGAUCCCGUUUACCUUCACCGUCCCAUCGCAAUUGCUGCCAAGAGCCUGCUCACACGACGUUGUCUCUGACCACAUCCGCGACACACACCUACAGCUCCCACCUAGCAUCGGAGAUGCUGACCUUGCUGGUUUCGGCAGUACGUUGCUCGAUGAUUUAGCGCCAGAUAUGUCCAAGAUCACCUACGGCAUCCAAGUCAAGAUUGCCCAUAUCCGCGGGUCCGAAGGCAUUUCUGUGCUUGCUGAGAAGAUCAAAAAGGUUCGCGUCAAGCCCGCAUUUCCCGAGCAGCCACCUCUCAACAUAGACAACAGUCCAGACUACCGACAGAGACAGGAAAGGACUGUAAAGAAAGGGCUCUUCAAAGGAAAGCUAGGAAAGUUAUCGGCCAGAACUGUCCAACCCUCACCUCUCGUUAUUCCAGGCGCCCGUUCAACAGAGGGUAAAUUAAUUACGACAAUGGCCAAAUUGAUCCUCCGCUUCGAUCCAGCCGAAGAGACCAAUCUUCCGCCUAAGCUAGGCUCACUGUCGACAAAACUCAAGGUGUCGACCUUUUACGCCUCAGCUGCACGAAAAUGCAUGCCCACACGAUCAUCCCUCGCAUACGACCUAUCCCAAGGCCUUUAUUCAGAAUACGUGCCACUAUCCACUCUCUGCAUUGCAUCCGCUCAAUGGACAAAGCACGGUGCUGAGUCUAACCCACCGCCAGCAAGCUUUCUACGACGCGACUCGGGCAUUAGCGACUGUUCCACAAACAGUGAGUGCGAAGAAGCUUUUGCGAAUGGCAUUCUUCCGGGGUCGAGCGCCUACAAUCAAGGCGUCUUUUAUACGACUCAAGUCCUGGUUCCCAUCACCCUACCCAUGACACGCAACUUCAUCCCGACCUUCCACUCCUGCCUAAUCUCACGCAUUUACGCUCUCACAUUGCAAUUUUCAGUCCACAGCAGCUUGAGCAUGAGCCUCAAGGUCCCAAUCCAAAUCUGCGCGCAAGGCAGCGACACAGGUAUCGAGAAUGCCCGCGCGCGCAGUGUGGAGGAAAGCGCAUUCCGAUCAGCUGCCGAUGUGUUGGCGCCACGCAGCAUUGCACCUCCAUCGAGCUCAGAAGCCAGUCGCAGCUCCAGUUUUGCAACAAGAGAGGAUCUGCCACCGGACUAUUCGGCUUUUGCACCACCAGCCGUGAGGUAUAGCGUGAGCCACUCUGUUAUCGUUUGA
Molecule: messenger RNA, 1611 nt
Organism: Bipolaris zeicola 26-R-13
Lineage: Eukaryota; Fungi; Ascomycota; Dothideomycetes; Pleosporales; Pleosporaceae
Exons: 2
Coding region: 1-1611 (536 amino acids)
Source: RefSeq, a predicted model, not a curated record